This is a messenger RNA of Rattus rattus (black rat), 3882 nucleotides long. RefSeq names its product RAB11 family interacting protein 1 (gene Rab11fip1). The transcript is spliced from 7 exons. The record is from RefSeq and is a predicted model, not a curated record. Gene Ontology annotation, cellular component: intracellular membrane-bounded organelle. Gene Ontology annotation, biological process: regulated exocytosis. Gene Ontology annotation, molecular function: small GTPase binding. Bases 61 to 3633 code for a protein of 1190 amino acids. Lineage: Eukaryota; Metazoa; Chordata; Mammalia; Rodentia; Muridae.
UCCAGACCGAGGGCAGCGGCUACCUAACUGGCCUCCUAGCCGGCUGCGGCGUCCGCCACCAUGUCCCUGGCGGCCUCAGCGGGCCGGGGCCCCGGGACCAUGUGGUCCCCUACACACGUACAGGUGACGGUGCUACAGGCGCGAGGCCUGCGGGCCAAGGGUCCCGGGGGCACGAGCGACGCGUACGCGGUGAUCCAGGUGGGCAAGGAGAAGUACGCCACGUCGGUGUCCGAGCGCAGCCUGGGCGCGCCCGUGUGGCGCGAGGAAGCCACCUUCGAGCUGCCGCCGCUCCUGUCCUCCGGGACCGCGCCCGCCGCCGCCGCCGCCACCCUGCAACUCACCGUCCUGCACCGCGCGCUGCUCGGUCUCGAUAAGUUCCUGGGUCGCGCCGAAGUGGACCUGCGGGAGCUGCACCGGGACCAGAGCCGCAGGAAGAAGCAAUGGUACACCUUGAAGUCCAAACCCGGAAAGAAGGACAAAGAGCGAGGAGAAAUUGAGGUGGACAUCCAGUUUAUGAGAAACAACAUGACGGCCAGCAUGUUUGACCUCUCCAUGAAGGAUAAGUCUCGCAAUCCAUUUGGGAAACUGAAGGACAAGAUCAAAGGGAAGAAUAAGGACAACGCCUUGGACACCGCCUCAGCCAUCGUUCCCAGCACGACACCCUCGGUCGACAGCGAUGACGAGUCCUUCUCAAAAGACAAGAAGAAGAAGUCAAAGAUCAAGACUUUGUUUUCCAAGCCGAGUUUGCAGAAGACCCCGCUCUCCCAGUCCAUGUCUGUCCUGCCCACUUCCAAGCCAGACAAAGUCCUGCUGCGGCCGGGAGACUUCCAGUCCCGGUGGGGUGACGAGGAUGACAAUGAGGACGAGUCCUCCUCCGCCUCGGAGGUCAUGUCCCAAAAGCGAACGUCCAGUACAGACCAUACCCAACCGAACCAGUCCAACUUCAGCCUUCCCAAGAAAGAAGGGCUCUCUUUCCUCGGUGGCCUCCGGUCCAAGAAUGACUCCCUUUCCCGGUCUAACGUCUGUAUCAACGGGAACCACGUUUACAUGGAGCAGCCAGAGGCCAAGAGUGAGAUCAGGGAGAGCAGCCCUUCUAAUUCCCCCUCCCCGCAGGGCUUCAGGAAAAAGCAUUUGUUCUCGUCCACUGAAAACCUGGCUGCCCGGUCUCCUAAGGAGCCAAGGGAAGGAGGUGGCAUGUCCUCUGACAGGCGACUGUCCGACUCUUCCACCAAGGACUCCAUGAAAUCCAUGUCUUUGCCAUCCUACCGACCCCUGACCACUGGGGACAGUAGAGAGGGCUUAUCUCCAGCAAACAUGGAGGUGGCUACCAAAGAGACAAAAGACAGCAAGAAGCAGGAGAGCAAGAAGUCCUCUUUGCUUUCUCUGGUAACAGGAAAGAAAGAUGUGGCUAAAGGCAGUGAAGGUGAACCUCUUCCCCCUGCCUCAGAGAAAGAGAAGGGAAGGAAGGGUGGGCUCGUGGAAGCCCAGCUGCGGGAGGAAGAUCUGGUGAGAAGACCUGAGAAAGAUGCUGUACCUGUUGCCUCCCAAUGGGGCAGCUCCCAGAACCCCUUUGAGGAUGCACAGUUCUCAGACCUGGAAGCCAGUGUGGAGUCUAAGUGUGAACCGAAACCACCAGUUCCUGCUCCAAGGACUCCCCAGACCAGAGCUGUGAAGCCUAGACUGGACGUUUCUCCAGAGGCUCAGCCCAGAGCUAGGCUUCCUCCCUCUGACUCUGCUCCCUUUGCCGCUUUUCUCUCUAGCUCUGCUCAGGCUCCUGUCCUUUCUGACUUGAGAUGUGACCCAGAGACACCGUUCUCUGAAAGUCCUUCUGCCUCCUCUUUCUCGUCUCCCCUAGCAGCUCCUAUCUCUACAUCCACUCCAGUCGAACACUGGCCCACAGACAAGGGCGAGGCCGAUGCUGAAGAACCUUCUUUGCUCCUCAGAGCAAUCUCUAGUGUAACACCAGCGGCAAACACUGGUUCUUCUGCCUCGAGAUCACCUUGUGAACAGCUUCCCACACCUGAGCGGAAGGGGCCGGAAGAGUCUUCACGGGGCAAGGCCAGAGAGUCAGGCACAGGGAAGGAAGCCGGCAGUGAUGAAUCAGAAAAGACCCUCAUCGGGCAGCAUGCAGAACUCUCGAAGAUUCCUUUCCCAGAGCGGCGUUGGAAUUAUGGUGGAAUGACGACUGCAACGUCCCCUGUUCGAGAGGAAGAGGCAGCCUCCUCAUUUCACAGUGUAAGGCAGAAGCAUCAGGAGAUGCAUCAGAAUGCCAGCGGAGGGCGAAGGAAGGCCAAGAAACGCGUGUCUUUUUCUGAACAGCUCUUUGUGGAAGAAGAAACAAAAGGACCCACUUGGCUUGAGGAAGGGGACAAAGGUCAUCCCCAGCAGCUGUCACAGGAAGGGCCUGUUGCUUCGAGCAUGCCCAGUGCAGGGUCUCCAGAGUCUCCCCACACAGAAGGCACAGGACAGGAACCUGUGACCAUCUCUUCUGAAAGUGAGAGUUUCUCGGAAGGCCCCCAAAGUGAAGCCAGCCCAGCAAGAGGUACCCAGCUUUGGAGGGAUGAGGAGAAGGAUGACCUCAUGACUCCCUGUCAGAGCAAAGCCAGCGAUCAUGAGGGUCUGCUCUCUAACCCCCUGAGUGACCUCCCGUCCGCCUCAGAUUUGAAAUCUCCUAUCAUGGCCGAUCUGAGCUUGUCUCUUCCAUCCAUUCCCGAAGUGGCCUCGGAUGAUGAAAGAUUCGAUGAGGCUGGAGGUGGAGGAAAGGGAGCAGGGCUGGCUGGUCUAGAAGCGGGAGUUUCACCCUUGAACGUGUCACUUUCCAUUCUGGAGACGGCAGGGCGGACUGGUGGCAGGGCACCUGAGUCAGUGCCCGUGGAGAAUCAGUGUGACCUCAGGCCCCAAACUCCCAAAGCGGCUCCUUCUGAGCAGACAGCAGCAUUGGGAAGUCCCAAGCCACAUCUUGGCAAGAGCUCAAGUGUGAAUGAAGAGUACCCAGGCCCCGGUACUGUGGACGAAGAGAAGCUGAAGGGAAGUGGGAGGCCAGGUUCGCCUCUGGACUCUCCCGUGCGCAGCCCCUCGCUCGCUGAGACCUUUCCCACCACACACUCUUUCCCCAGCUCUGCACCCUCCGAUACUGACCACACCACUGUAGCAGAAUCUCAAAAGCAAGCGACAGCAGAUGGCUCCUCUAAUAGAGUUGAGAACUUUGGCAAGAAGAAGCCACUUCUACAAGCCUGGGUCACACCCUCAGAGAUCCAUCCAGUCCCUGCUCAGCCAAGUGCGGGAGCUGGGGCAGCCAAGCACAGGCCUCACCCCGUGAAGCCGAUGAACACAACAGCCCCCAAGAUAACAAACUCUAGCUUGGGAACCGCCACCAUCAUCAGUGAGAACCUGAUCAAUGAGGCCCUCAUGAAGAAAUACCAGCCCUCGGAUCCAGCCUUUGCCUAUGCCCAGCUGACCCACGAUGAGCUGAUCCAGUUGGUCCUCAAACAGAAGGAAACCAUCAGCAAGAAGGAGUUCCAGGUGCGGGAGCUGGAAGAUUACAUCGACAACCUGCUGGUCAGAGUCAUGGAGGAGACCCCCAACAUCCUCCGAGUGCCAGCGCAGACAGGCAAAAAGGCUGGAAAGAUGUGAACUGUGGAAGGAAACACGUCCUGUGAGCUUGUUUCUACUGCCUCUGAGCUCAAGGGUGUGGUCUGCCUAGUGACCGGCCACAGGCUUCGAUUGCCUGGCCUGUACCUCCUCUGUCAAGAGUUAAUUCUAGUUGAGACCAGGUUAAUCAUUAUAAUGAAUCUUUACUAUACAUUUCCAGCAUUUUAUUUUUAAAUGCCACUGUGCCUUUGACUAAAUUGUAAAUAUAAUAUUUGAUCCGAUGUAUUUUAA